Molecule: messenger RNA, 933 nt
Organism: Gilbertella persicaria
Lineage: Eukaryota; Fungi; Mucoromycota; Mucoromycetes; Mucorales; Choanephoraceae
Product: t-SNARE
Exons: 1
Coding region: 1-933 (310 amino acids)
Biological process (GO): exocytosis; intracellular protein transport; vesicle fusion
Cellular component (GO): endomembrane system; SNARE complex; plasma membrane
Molecular function (GO): SNAP receptor activity; SNARE binding
Source: RefSeq, a predicted model, not a curated record
AUGAGUGUUAAUAGACUUGCUGAUCUUCAAAAGGACACACUCAACAGACAAGACCAAGCCAGUCAACAGAACAACCAUGGAGGGUAUGAGAUGAGACCUUUAUUGUCUACCACAGGCGAUAUUUCCUCUGUCCAAGGAUUUCUUGACGAAAUUUCACAUAUCAAAGAAAGUAUUCAACAAAUCAAUUACAAUGUGAACCGUGUCAAGUCAUACCAACAGAGCAUGCUUCAAACAGCCGAUGCAAACGAACUCUCAAGAAACAGACAACAAGUAGACGACUUGACGACCGAGACACAGACCAUCAUGACACACGUCAAGCAGAAAUUGAAAGAAAUUGAACCUACUUCUCGACACACAGACUUGGCCAUGCGAAAGAACACAUUCAGUGCUGUCACACGUUCGUUUAUGGAGGCCAUUGAGAACCACCGUCGUGUGGCUGUCGAGUUCCAAAAGGCCGAAAGUCAGCAACUCGAACGACAAAUUAAGAUUGCUAAUCCAAAUGCAACACCUCAAGAUAUUCAAGAGGCCAUUGCUGGUGCAGAACAAGGGCGAAAUGCGGUGUUUGCUCAGCAAUUGAUGCAGUCUGUAAGUAGUGACUAUCGACGCCAAGGUGCACAGAACACAUUGGAUGCUGUUCAGGAACGUCAUAACGAUAUUCGUCGUUUGGCCAAGAGUGUUCAAGAAUUGUCUGUCUUGUUUGAAGAAAUGCAACAAAUGUUGGAAGCUCAGGCUAAAGUAUUGGACACGAUUGAACAAAGUGCUUAUGAAACCACAGGUCAGUUAGAGACAGGUGUUCAAUACGUUGAGAAAGCAAAGGCUUCUGCUAAAGCUACCCGUCGUAAGAAGUGGAUUUGUUUCUUUAUCUUUUUGAUAAUCAUCAUCAUUCUUGCUAUUGUCUUGGCUGUUGAAAUUCCCAAGAGCAAGAGUAAUUAA